Molecule: messenger RNA, 645 nt
Organism: Phytophthora infestans T30-4
Lineage: Eukaryota; Oomycota; Peronosporomycetes; Peronosporales; Peronosporaceae
Exons: 2
Coding region: 1-645 (214 amino acids)
Source: RefSeq, a predicted model, not a curated record
AUGACGUUCAUCAUGGGAGAAUACAGCGGUAUGCCCCAGUCUUCGUCUGCAGGGGGUAACAAACUCAAGAGUCUUCAAGGUCAGCUUGAUCUCGUUAUAUGCAACUGCUCGCUCCAAUCGUUGGAGUUUCCUGCCAGUAAAAAUGCGGUUCUGGAGCUGGCGUUUAGUCUCCUGAAAGUUGGAGGGGAGCUGCGAGCGACAGAUUUGGUGUGUUCUCGACGACUUUCUUCGUCCGAGUGUGAAGAGGCUCGUUUAGCAAUGGCAGUGAGUGGGGAGAGCUCCAAGCAAUUGCAGCAAAAACUACUACUUGGUGCACCCUAUGUAGGUGAUCUGAAAAGACUCAUUCGGACGCUUGGUACUGAUGUUGACGUGCGGACCGAAAGCUGCAUUACAGCAGCAAUCGAUAACGCGGUAGCCUCUAUUCUUCCGCCUCUUGCUACUGCCACUGACGUUCGGUUUUAUCCAGCCACCUUUCACGUUUUCCGUAUUCAAGAUGUUGAAGAACCUCGGGAGGAUUACGGACAAACUGCAAUUUUCAAUGGUAGCGAUGGGGACGACAAGUCUGUCGUCGGUGGAGCUUUGUCACGCUCGUUUCGACUUGAUGACGAGUGGAAUUUUGACAAAGGGGUGCAUACUUUUCAGUGA